Molecule: messenger RNA, 588 nt
Organism: Cannabis sativa
Lineage: Eukaryota; Viridiplantae; Streptophyta; Magnoliopsida; Rosales; Cannabaceae
Exons: 1
Coding region: 85-426 (113 amino acids)
Cellular component (GO): cytoplasm; nucleus
Source: RefSeq, a predicted model, not a curated record
ACCCUUAGCCCCCAAAUCAAAACCAUUCAACAUCUUAUUUUCUUCUUCUUUACGAUCUACGAACUCACUCACUCAAUCAUUUCCAUGGCAGAAGUAUCUAGACCUAGCUCUGUCCCCGGAACCCGCCGCCAACCUAGCCGUCUUCAGCGCCGAGCUCCGGCUUCCUUACAGAUCAGCCCCGUAUCCGAUUGGAACGUAGCGAUUCCUUUACUCUCGCCUCUCGUUUCUCCAUCUUCUCCCAAGACGCUAGUCGAUCGGACGGUGGAGAAUAAAUCUAGAGACGACCAUCAUCAUCAUCAUCAUCAUCAGCGUCUCCGCCAGAGUAGCGAGUCGGAGAAGCCGAUCGUCUUCAAAAAGUGGCAGCAUCCGGCGGCUCCUUUCUGCUACGACUCUAGUCCGUUGGUCCGGCCUUUUGUUCCGGUUUAGGAAGAAGACCAUGAGACCUAGGGUUUGGUCUUUCUGUAAAUUGAUCUUUGAUUAUCUUUGACGAAUAUUAGCAAGUAGAUCUAACGCUGUAUGUUUCACCAUACUUCUUCAUCUAACAGACACAACUAUUUUUGAGAAAUUGUACAUGAAACUUUUUUUUUC